AUGCCACCAGCAGUCAUGAUGGCACCACCACCACCACAAGCGGUCGCGAUGCCAACAUCAGUGGAGAUGCGCCCACCACCAGCAGUACCACCACAGCUACCUGGUGCUCCACAGCCAACAUCAGUGGACAUGUGCCCACCACAGCUACCUGGUGCUCCACAGCCAACAUCAGUGGACAUGUGCCCACCACAGCUACCUGGUGCUUCACAGCGCAUCGACUGCAACGCGAGGCAUGCAGGCUGGCCCUUUGCUGCCGCAGGUCCAAGAACUGCUUCUACACCUACCAUAACUCUAAAGCAGCACACGACGAGUUCUGGGAGACAAAGGCACAGACCAAGGCCACCUCUUGGUUUCCCUUUCCCUUCUCGUGGAUCAUAUACCAUUCCCUUCCUCCUGAACCGCUGUUACGGGAAACCAGGAACGUGUUUGAGGUGCUCGAACUUGGAUGUUAAUGGUUAUUGUGCGAUUUUGUUUGAAUACAAUGUGGGUGUGUAUACAAAAUCAGACACAGCAAGCAGAAAUGAGUUUCGUUUCUGUGAGUUCUUUCUAUGA
This is a messenger RNA of Corticium candelabrum, 552 nucleotides long. RefSeq lists its product as uncharacterized. Lineage: Eukaryota; Metazoa; Porifera; Homoscleromorpha; Homosclerophorida; Plakinidae. The transcript is spliced from 4 exons. The record is from RefSeq and is a predicted model, not a curated record. Bases 1 to 552 code for a protein of 183 amino acids.